AUGUCAGAGGAGGAAAAGAUGAACACUUCCAGCAGACCCUCAGCUGCCCUUGGUUCCUCUAACAGCCUCCGAGCCGAGUCACCGACCACCGCGCGCCCGAUGGACUUUGACGACGAGCCCCAGGAGAACGGGAUUAUUACGUCCGACCCUAUCGCUACUCAGCCAGCUGCCGCCGAGGCAGCCCCGCCAAAGCCGCCCCGGCCCCUGAACCCGAGAGAACAGUCGGAGAACACCCUUAGGGAGGCAUUUCCAAGCAUAGAGCCUGGCGUCAUUAAAGCGGUCCUGACCGCAAGCAAUUGGAAUGUCGAGCCGGCGUUCAAUGCCCUCCUGGGUAUGACCGACCCCAAGGCUCAAGAAGAGAUGGCACCCCCGCCAAAGCCGCCGCGCCCAAGCCAACAGAGCACUGCUGCACAGCGACAACUGGAAGCCGAUGAGAUGUAUGCACGUCAACUAUCUGAGCAUUACAAUGCGGCAGGACGUCGCGCACCACCCCCGGGCUGGGAGAGUGAUCCCCGAUACCAGCGACCUAGAGGAAGCGAGGAGUCAGAGGAGAGAGAAUACAGCUUUUUUGAUGAUGAUCUACCUGUGAUUCGCGAGAACCUCCGCAAGGGCUUCCUGGAGACGCAGAGUAAGGUUAACUCGUGGGUAACAAACCUGAAGAAGCGUAUUGAUGGAGAGGACCUGGAUGAGGAGCCUAGCCAUAAUCAAAGAGAGACUCCUGUUCAUGCCCGGCCCCGACGUAGUGGUGAUAUGGGCCGUCGCAGUGGAGAUCGUGAGCGUUACGACGCGGACCCCAAGGUUCUCGGGGAUGAUUUCUCUGCUCUUGAGUUAAGGGAUGGAGAAGCUCCCCCACCUCGCCCCCCUCGUCCGGGCCGCCCCAACUCUAAACCAUCCGCAUCUCCUUCUCCAGAUAGGCGUAAGGUGUCUUUCCAGGAUGGACCGCCCGUCGAGAUCGACAACCUUUACGAUGCUUCCACGCCAUCCAAGCGUCUCAGCUCAACAGGCAACAAGGCGAGCAAAUGGCAGCCACUGUCCACCGUUGAGCCUUCUCCCGUCGCGGAAAAUGACCCAUUCAGCCUUGGCGACAGCGAUGACGAGAAGGAAACUAAGAUCAAGGAGCAUACCACGGGCUCGGAGGGCGAUCAGCCCAAGCACGUCACUGUCGAGUCAGUCUCCGACGAAGUGGGUUCCACGGACCAGGAGACCAAGGGCGCGAGCAAGCCCGACGAGUCAAAAUAA
Penicillium roqueforti is the source of this 1239-nucleotide messenger RNA. RefSeq names its product CUE domain-containing protein. Lineage: Eukaryota; Fungi; Ascomycota; Eurotiomycetes; Eurotiales; Aspergillaceae. The transcript has 5 exons. The record is from RefSeq and is a predicted model, not a curated record. Gene Ontology annotation, molecular function: ubiquitin binding; ubiquitin conjugating enzyme binding. Bases 1 to 1239 code for a protein of 412 amino acids. Gene Ontology annotation, biological process: ubiquitin-dependent protein catabolic process. Gene Ontology annotation, cellular component: cytoplasm.